Annulohypoxylon maeteangense is the source of this 3615-nucleotide messenger RNA. RefSeq names its product glycine dehydrogenase. Gene Ontology annotation, biological process: glycine decarboxylation via glycine cleavage system. The transcript is spliced from 3 exons. The coding region runs from base 291 to 3470 and encodes 1059 amino acids. NCBI's taxonomy places the organism in Eukaryota, Fungi, Ascomycota, Sordariomycetes, Xylariales, Hypoxylaceae. Gene Ontology annotation, molecular function: pyridoxal phosphate binding; glycine binding; glycine dehydrogenase (decarboxylating) activity. Gene Ontology annotation, cellular component: glycine cleavage complex; mitochondrion. The record is from RefSeq and is a predicted model, not a curated record.
UGUAAAUGUGAAGAUGCCUCAAACAAUCUUGCCUCCCAUUUUCAUUCACAUCUUUUCCUGGAAGUAGUUUGCGAGCGAAUCUGGAGAAUCUGGAGAACCUGGUCUCUUAUUGAAUCUCUUAUUGUUCUCCAAUACCUUACCCAAUUGGUUUAUUCUGAAUUCUAGGUUACAUAAGAGUUACCCAAACAGCAUGACCGCAUGAGUUUAACUGACAGUUACUACCUUUAAGCUCCUUGAAUUUGGGUUUCUACCGUGGUUGUGAAUUGGGAGGCGAGGUUUCCAUAUUCACGAUGGCUUCCUUCGCAAGGACCGUGCCUCGGCGUAUAGGCCAAUCAGCAGCUCGUAUACGAGCUUCAUCCGCCUUGAGUUCUCGCCUACAACCAUUGGCUCCGUGGGUAUGCAAUCACUGUACGUAUAAGGCAGUAACUGCAGUUACACAGCAGAGGUCGUUCGCGACCGUAAAAAAAACAGGGGUAGAAAAAUACGAACAAUUGGACACUUUCCCCCGUCGUCACAUUGGCCCCGAUGAAGUCGAUACGGUCGAAAUGCUUAAGGCUCUAUCUCCUCCCGUUGCGAGUUUAGACGAAUUCGUUGGACAAGUUAUUCCGCCUAAUAUAUUGUCUAAGAAGGCACUCAGCUUCCCCCCUGAAAGCGAAUCGGCUCUAAAGGCGAAGGUCAACGAGUACCUGGGCGAUACCGUCGUGAUGAAAAGCUUUCUCGGCCAAGGAUACUAUGGAACUCACACUCCGGCCGUCAUCCAACGGAAUGUUCUUGAGAAUCCGGCCUGGUACACGAGCUACACCCCCUAUCAGCCAGAAAUCAGCCAGGGUCGCUUGGAGUCCUUACUCAAUUUCCAGACUAUGGUCACAGAUCUCACGGCGCUUCCUAUUGCUAAUGCCAGUCUCCUGGACGAGGGUACAGCAGCCGCAGAAGCUAUGACUCUUUCUAUGAACGCACUAUCAACCUCAAGAGCCAAGAGAGAAGGAAAGACAUUUGUUGUCUCUACAUCUCUCCACCCGCAGACUAUCUCAGUCUUGCGCGGACGUGCUGAUGGUUUUGGUAUCAGAAUUCUAGAACUUGAUCUGUCAGAAGAUGGCUCCCAUGCCGAGAUCGAGAAGCUUGGCGAAGACUUAGUUGGUGUUAUGGUACAAUAUCCCGACACCUAUGGUCACGUCAACAAUUUCGAACCCCUGGCCGACUUAGCGCAUAAACAGGGUGCACUUCUCAGUGUUGCUACUGACCUCUUAGCUCUGACUAUGCUCAAGCCUCCCGGAGAGUGGGGAGCAGACAUUGCAUUUGGAAGCGCUCAAAGAUUUGGCAUACCGAUGGGAUUCGGAGGUCCACAUGCCGCUUUCUUCGCCGUCCAGGAGAAGCACAAGAGGAAGAUGCCGGGUCGACUGGUUGGGCUUUCUAAGGAUCGAUUAGGUGGUAAGGCAUACCGACUAGCUCUACAAACCCGAGAACAGCACAUUCGAAGAGAGAAAGCGACUAGCAAUGUGUGUACAUCUCAGGCAUUACUGGCCAAUAUGAACGCUCUCUACGCAAUUUAUCAUGGUCCUGAAGGGCUCAAAGCAAUCGCUGAACGAGUCAUCCGUGGAGCAAGGACUAUUCAAGCUAUUGCUGAAAAACAUGGAUUUGCUACUCAAAAGAGCAAUUGGUCUAGUAAUGGUAGCGUUCUAUUCGAUACAGUCAUCGUUGAUAUUGGAUCCAACGAAAAACGAAGCCGUUUGGCUAAAUUAGCCAAUGAACACGGAAUAUACGUCCGCCAAAUUGGUGAACAGCAAAUUGGUAUCUCAAACGACGAGACAACAUCUCUAGAUGACUUGGUUAAGAUAUCGCAGGUAUUUGAGGGCAUUACCCGCAAUGGCGACUUGGAUUCCUAUCAUAUCACAGAGGAGAACGUGCAACAGAUACUCAGUCAGAAUACCGGUUCAUUGGAUAUCCCCGAAGCCUUUCGACGAACGUCUAGCUUCCUAACACAUCCUGUCUUCAAUACACACCAUUCCGAAACAGAACUUCUUCGAUACAUUUACCACUUGCAGUCCAAGGAUUUAUCCCUUGUUCACUCCAUGAUUCCUCUUGGCUCAUGUACCAUGAAACUCAAUGGAACUACGGAAAUGUCGCUCAUCACUCUGCCUGAAAUCUCUCAGAUACACCCUUAUACCCCGCAGAUGUUCGUUUCACACUAUGAGAAAAUAUUAGGGUUAUUCAUGGAACAGUUGCAAAAGAUAACGGGAAUGGACAAGGUCUCUCUUCAACCUAACUCUGGAGCCCAAGGUGAAUUUGCUGGUCUCCGAGCCAUCAGGGAGUACCAUAAAGCAAAUGGGAAUGGUGGAAAGAAACGGGAUAUAUGUCUUAUCCCCGUCUCUGCCCAUGGUACAAACCCCGCAUCUGCCGCUAUGGCCGGUAUGCGAGUAGUACCGAUUAAGUGUGAUACAGCUACGGGUAACCUCGACUUGGCAGAUCUGGAGGCAAAAUGUAAGAAGCAUCAAGACGAACUCGGAGCUAUUAUGGUCACCUACCCUAGCACAUUUGGCGUAUUUGAGCCCGAGAUUAAGAAGGUGUGCGAACUCGUUCAUGAGCAUGGCGGAUUGGUCUACAUGGACGGCGCAAACAUGAAUGCGCAGAUCGGACUUUGUUCCCCUGGAGAGAUCGGCGCUGAUGUAUGUCAUCUAAAUCUCCACAAGACUUUCUGCAUCCCACACGGUGGAGGCGGACCCGGUGUCGGACCCAUUUGUGUAAAGGAGCGUCUCCAGCCUUUCCUACCCCGUGAUCCGAACCCUACGGGCAGCACGGCAACGACCGGUGGUUAUGCAGUGAGCAGUGCAAACAAUGGCAGCGCCAGUAUCAACCUCAUCAGUUGGGCGUAUAACACCCUUAUGGGAUCCGAGGGUCUCACUCGUGCUACCAAGAUCACGCUUCUCAAUGCUAACUACAUCCUCUCACGCCUGAAGCCUCACUACGAGAUUCUGUAUGUAAAUGAGCACGGGCGUUGCGCCCACGAAUUUAUCCUUGACGCUCGUCCUUUCCACAAGACCGCCAGCGUAGAGGCUAUCGACAUUGCCAAGCGUCUGCAGGACUACGGAUUCCACGCGCCAACAAUGAGCUGGCCUGUCGCCAACACAUUGAUGAUUGAGCCUACUGAGAGCGAGAGCAAGGAAGAACUCGACCGUUUCAUCGAUGCCUUAAUUAGCAUCCGUGGAGAGAUUCGCGAGAUCGAAGAAGGCAAAGUUCCACGUGAGGGUAACGUCCUCAAGAUGUCACCGCACACGAUGCAAGACCUAAUCGCAGGCGAUGGUGAGGGAGGCGGAAAGUGGGAUAGGGUCUACUCGCGCGAGAAGGCCGCAUAUCCAUUACCGUGGCUCAAGGAGAAGAAAUUCUGGCCCACAGUCACAAGGAUUGAUGACACCUACGGUGAUCUCAACCUCUUCUGCACGUGCCCGCCGGUCGAGGACACCACCAGCUCUUAAAAUAGCAUUUUCAUAUACCUAACCCCCUUGCAUCUUUCCGGCGUAGCGCAUAAGGUUAUCCAUUUUCAACAUGAUGGAAGAUAAAGGCGUACGGGAUUUACGAUUUACAGGGGUCUUUUCAACACAUAGAUCAAAGCAGCAUAGA